Molecule: messenger RNA, 633 nt
Organism: Triticum urartu
Lineage: Eukaryota; Viridiplantae; Streptophyta; Magnoliopsida; Poales; Poaceae
Product: nuclear transcription factor Y subunit B-1-like
Source: RefSeq, a predicted model, not a curated record
AUCACAAGUUCACAACGCACACACAUUAAGUGUGUAAGUAAGUGACAGAUUGAACAAUGGGAGGGCGCGGCAAGAAGCGUGGUGCUGCGAAGGAGGCCGGCCGUGAGGGCAACGGGGAGAAGCCGGCGUCCGACGGGGGCAGCGCGCUGCCGACGGCCAACGUCGUGCCCCCGACGAGGCGGGUGCCGCCGUCGAACGUCAAGAUCGCCGAGUCCGCGAAGCAGCUCACCCACGACUGCGCGGCCGAGUUCGUUUUCAGCCGCAGGGCGCGCCCUCCUGCGCGGCCGGCGAUGACGGCGGCCGUGUCGCCUGGCGCGCCAGUGUUCACCGACGAGGAGCUGGAGUUCCUCCAGUCGGUAAUUCCUCCGCCGCCGGGCGGAUAUUAGCGGUGCGGCGGGCAAGCUGGUCGGCCACAGGCGCAGGCGCUGCCACCUGCGGGGCAUGGCUAUAAAUGUUGUGUUGUUUUGCUUGAAGAAAAAUCCCGGUGUAUCCAACAAGACAAUAAUAUAUACACCGUCCGUUCCAAAUUACUUAUCUUAAAUUUAUUUAGAUACAGACACUAAAACUUGUCUACAUAUAUCUGUAUUUAAACAAAUGUAAGACAACUAAUUUGGAACGAAAGGAGGGAGUACU